This is a messenger RNA of Nilaparvata lugens (brown planthopper), 4097 nucleotides long. It is a transcript of the gene Apt1, whose product is annotated as acyl-protein thioesterase 1. Gene Ontology annotation, molecular function: palmitoyl-(protein) hydrolase activity; carboxylic ester hydrolase activity. Gene Ontology annotation, biological process: protein depalmitoylation. Lineage: Eukaryota; Metazoa; Arthropoda; Insecta; Hemiptera; Delphacidae. Gene Ontology annotation, cellular component: cytoplasm. The transcript is spliced from 9 exons. The record is from RefSeq and is a predicted model, not a curated record. The coding region runs from base 381 to 1088 and encodes 235 amino acids.
AGAUAGGUAUUAUACAGACUGGAAAAAAGUGGUAGGUAUGACAUAAGACGCGUGCCUUUUAUUGUUGACCACCUGAGGCCUGCCUCCGGGCUAUAUCUAUAUAGGAAGCCGGUACUAAUGUAUAGCUUUCGGUAUUACUAUACUCAUGUACAAUUUGUAAGCGGGUCAGUAGUCAGUAGUAGCGUAGAUUAGAGAGUAGAUUAGUAAAGUAGAUUGUUGAUUGUUGGUAGAAUUACACGUUACAACGUCACAGCUUCUGGAGCAGCAGCUAUUAUUGACAAGUUCUGCUGACCAUUACCAUUCACCAGUCAGUAAGUGAACAGGUCUGCAGCAGUCUGGGAUAUUCGUCAACAACAGGCUCUUUCAUCCCACUUUAUGGAAUGGAAGCUGGUGGAUUGCUAAAGUUCCUCUAUCUGUUUUGGUUGGAAACUAUGGCUUCAGCUCCAGUCGUGAUAGCUGCAGCAACAAAGCACAAUGCAACUAUCAUUUUCCUUCAUGGGCUUGGUGAUACCGGAAACGGUUGGGCUGGUGCCAUUGGAGAAAUCAGACCAUCCUUCAUGAAAGUUGUUUGUCCCACUGCGCCGACACAGCCGGUUACACUGAACAAUGGGAUCAGGAUGCCGUCCUGGUUCGACCUGCGCACUUUGGACGCCAACGGCCCGGAGGACGAGGCGGGCAUCAAGAGCGCUUCCCAGCAGGUGCACGCAAUGAUAGAGAACGAGGUGAAGGAGGGAGUGCCUAGCGACCGCAUCGUGCUGGGGGGGUUCUCGCAGGGAGGGGCCCUCGCCCUCUACUCGGCACUCACCUACGCCAAGCCACUCGCCGGCGUGGUCGCGCUCUCCUGCUGGCUGCCCCUCCACAAGCACUUCCCUCAGGCGGCGAUCGGCAACCGAGAAAUGCCGAUUCUGCAGUGUCACGGUAACUGCGACCCGAUCGUGCCCUACAAGUGGGGCCAGAUGACCGCCUCAGUUCUCAAGACCUUUGUCAAGCAGGUCGAGUUCCGCACCUACCAGUGUAUGAUGCAUACAUCUUCCAAAGAGGAAAUGGAGGACGUGAAAAAUUUUGUCGCCAAACUAUUUCCAAUGUAAAUAUUUAUAGAAUUAGCAGUUAAACUAUGAUUGUUUCUAAUUUGCAAUCAUCUAUCAAUCAUUUCCGACAAAAACCAGAUUGAAAUUCAGAAAAUAAUAUUUAGGCUUAUCAUGUCAACCAUCUUCGCUGCGAUAGUUCAACCCAGCACUCAUUCAUUAAUCGACUAAACGAAUCAAAAUUUGUAGUAAAUGAUUCUACACCUCAGUAACAAGCUAAAAUUAAAUUAAGUGCAUAGUUUACCAAGAUAUACAUAGAUUAGAGUCGAAAAUUGACUUGUUAUAGCUUGUAUAAUGGUAUAACUUGUACUAGCCUAUCUAGUUGUGUAAUAAGUGAACAAUAAUUAUCUGAGAUUCAAACAUCUCGUCGAAAUUGAAAAGCGAGUCUUUAGUAAUAGAGGUUUAAUCCAACUUCCAAUAAAUGAAGCCAAUGUUCAAAAAUAUUUGAUUCGUGACAUUUUUUCCUUUUUAGUUGAUAGUUGAAUGACUUUCGAGAUUUUAUAUGAGAUGUCUGUUUCCCCUGUAAUUGUUGAGAUUGUUUUAUCUCUAUUGAAAUCUGUGAUGUUUUUGCGUUGUGAAUUUACUCGAUUAUAUAUUUUAUUUUAUUUUCAAAUAAUUUCCAUUUUCAGGACACCUAGGUAUAGUAUUUUCUAUCAAUUUCCUUCCACUUUGUUAAUCAUUUAUAGUUCCAAUUUUCUUGUUAUACGAAACUUUGUUCUAAUUACUUUUAACACUCCUCCAAAUAUAUAUUUAAUUUGCUUAAUUUAUUGCGGGCAAAACUAAAAAAUUCAUAGCACAGUACUUACUUUAGUCAAUUACCAAGAGUGGAUUGUAAUAUUACCUUACUGUAGCAUAGAUUUCUUGAGCUGUGAACAACAAUCAUAUAGCUAACAGGCGCUAGUCUUACUUUUGCUAAAGCAUUCAACACUGAUAGUUUCCUAGCAUACACUUGAAAUUGAUAUACACGACAUUGAUAUAACUUAGAUAUAUGGAUUUUAUAAAAUGUUUUCCCAAAAGUUACUCAACCUCCAGAACAUUGAAAUUCCUAAUCAAAGUAAUUAAUCAAACCUUAGCAUUGUAAACUUCCAUACAACAAAUUUUAUAAAUUAUGCUUUCUUGGGAAAAGAAAAAUCAAUGUUUGAUAUAGACACUAUGAUAAAAUUCUGUCUUCAAAAUUAUGAAUUACUCGGAUUACACUGAUUGGCAUUCAUUAGUUACUGUUCAUUGUUAUUUUUUGACUCCUUAUAUCAGUCUUCUACUGAAAUACUUCAUUUUUAAAUAACUAAACAGCUUCAAUGUUGUCCUUAAUUGUUUGCAUUUUGUAUUCAAAUGAUAGCUUAAAUUUAAUUGCUGAUCUCUAAUAGUUUGUCGUUGCACCAGUCUUUAUUUCAACUCUUUUUCGAACAAAUCAAAUUUGGUUGGGUCAACUUAAUACAGCAACUUUCAAACGGUUGUAAUGAAAAUCGUAUCUCAAACAUCACUAAAUAUCACUUCUUAUCAUGUCAAUAUAGCAGGAUAACACCAAAUUUCACCAAUGAGUUGUAAGGCAUCAAAUGAAUUGUGAUAAAGUUGAGUGAGCUUCCAAAGAAUUGAAUUAUGCACUAUUAUAUCUCAGCAUGUGUUCUAGAUGCUAUUGUUUAAUCUAAGUAUAGUAUAAUUUUGAAGAGUGAAUGUUGUAAUGGAAUUGAAAUGAGACCAUUGUCAUGAAUAGAUAUUGUGAAUAACUUAAAAUAGAUUAUUGUUAUCAAUUAGGUUCUUCAAAAAUGUUUUACUCUCAUGUUCCAUACCAAUGUCAGAAAUUGAAUGUAGUCAGUACCAAUUUAAAAAUUUGUCUUAUCAUUGGUAAGAGAAUUCUUCAACCAAUUCUUAGAGUUUCGUGUGAAUUUAAAUGAAUGAAUGCUAAGCUGUAAGAUGUUUAUAGCUUUCUGUUUCUUCAGCAAAGAACGAAUUUGGUUUAAUUACAAACUUAAUUUUAUAAAUAAUGAAAAAUACAGUUCCAGUGUUGAUGUUUGGGUAGUUAAUAUUCAUAUCAGUGUAUUACAAGGAAACUGAGAAAUUAUAUCAAUAAUCAUAGCACACGUGUGUUUCUACUGAUUUGCAGAUUAUAAACUCACAGUUGUAGAACAAUUAUUAUUAAUACUUGAGCACAAGCUUAUGCUACCGUACCUUCUGCAUUGGUUUCUCUUGCAAAACUAUCCAAGUCAUUGUGCUUAAUAGGAAUGAAUAGAUAUUAAAUAUUAUCAUCUACUGUAAUAUUUCAAUAUAUAGGAUAUACAAAGCUUCCUCUUAUAUUAAAAAUAUAUUCAUCUGAAUUCGUAUUGUAAGGCAUUGAAAGUGUGUAGCAAUUCUUGAAUAACAUUUGAAAUGAAAUUCUUGACUAAAUCCUUUGUAAAGUGUAAAAAAUCUUGAUGAUCUAUGAGUAUUCGUAUACUCUCUAUAUUGAAACACCAUAUAAAUUAAAAGCAAUCAAGGAGUGAAGUAAAUGCCAAUAACCGGCAUGUGAAGCUCAUUUUUAUAGAUGUAAAAAAAUCCAUUGCAAUAAAUAAAGUAUUCUACAUUUUUGAGAAACAUCUUGUCAUUAGUAGAAUAACUUACGGUACCUGAUGGUAUAAUAUAUUUUAAUAAUGAUUGAUCAACUUAUUUUUCAAGCAUUUGAAUAACGUAGAUUAUUAUAAGAUGUGUAUGUAUAAUGUGUUGGUAAUAAUUUAAUAGAACACCGUAGUGAUUUAAAUCAGUGUGACAUAACAUUGUCUUGUGUGCGUUUCAAAAACAACCUGUUUUCCAAUUAUAGCAGCUAAUAUGAAACUUGUAUUUGCGUCUUCUCGAAUCUAAUUCUUACUGAGUUUUCAACUCUUAACUGCUAACUUGCUAUAUCUAUGUAGGUUAUAGCAUCCGGUGAAUUAUAUAUUUAUUAUAGUGAUACUUGAUAUUGUUCUCCUAUGUGAUAAGCAAUUAAAUAUUGUUGCAAACUCCAUAAUGUAUUUUUUCUCAAUAAACUAAAAAUCAACUAUC